Messenger RNA from Capsaspora owczarzaki ATCC 30864, 1761 nucleotides. RefSeq lists its product as hypothetical. The record is from RefSeq and is a predicted model, not a curated record. The coding region runs from base 16 to 1635 and encodes 539 amino acids. Gene Ontology annotation, molecular function: S-adenosylmethionine-dependent methyltransferase activity. NCBI's taxonomy places the organism in Eukaryota, Filasterea, Ministeriida, Capsasporidae. The transcript has 7 exons.
AUCUCAUAAAAAAAAAUGGAUCCGACAACGUUGCCGGGUCAAGCGAAUCCAACCGAGCAGCGUAGAUCGGGACAGCAAGGCACGCAGGGAGGCCAACAGCAGCAAAGCCGUGCUCGUGGUCGAGGACGCGGUGGACAUGGGCAUGGUCAUCAGCAUGCGAAUCAUCAUGCCAACCCGAGUGGUCAUCACCAACACGCUGGUCCUCCUGCUGUUGCUGCUGCUGCUGGUGGUGGUGCUAGUCCUGCAACACGAGGCGGUGGACAGCAGCACAGCCAUGCUCACGAUGCUGGACAACGCCAUGCGCACCAUCACGGAGCACCGUCACCCAGGCACGACCAUGCACAUGGAACGGCGACGGGUCAUAACCAUGGCACUGCUGGGAACAACCACCACAACCACAACAACCACAAUAGCCAUAGCCAUAGCCAUGGUCAUGGUCAUGGUCAUAGCCACGACCAGCAUCCAAACCACCAGAAUGCUGCUGCUGUUGCUGCUGGAAACGCACCGGCACCCGCGAACGACGAGCCAGAGUCCGAGGAAGCCGCCUUCCGUCGUGUAGUCAACGCCUUCCGAGCGUACGCCGAGAACGCCCAGCGCCGAAUCGCCACUGCAGAGCAGCACAUGAUUGUCGGGACCCGUCCAGAGCAGCGUCGACACCUGCCAAUGAACAUGCUGCGGACUGUCUUCCAACAGCUGCGAACGGCCGUCUCGACCAAUGCCGCGUUCAUCAAUGAGAUGCUGAGUCACGAUUCGCUGUUCGACCUGCAGGAUCAUGCGGACGAGCGCGUAACGCAAAUUGCAGCAGUAAAUCAACAAUUGCAUGGUGCUGGGCUUGGUGGGCUGUCCCCACCCACCGAAUUCGAGCUGGACAAGGUCCGUUCGACGCUCAAGCAGUUUGCACGGGAAUGGAGCAGCCAUGGUCAAGCAGAGCGUGAUGCAUCGUUCAAUCCUAUUCUCGAUGUGUUAAAGUCUGAGUUUCCAAACCCGCAAGGCUUUACUGUGCUUGUUCCUGGCACCGGUCUUGGUCGUUUGACGUGGGAGGUUGCACGUGCAGGGUUCCGUGCUCAAGGAAACGAAUUUUCAUACUACAUGCUGCUUGCCUCAAACUUUAUUUUAAACCAGGUCCAGACGCCUCUCGAGUUGUGCCCGUUCAUCACGCAAUUCUCGAAUAACUUUACCCGAAGCCUCCAACUGCGGCAAAUCACUGUGCCCGAUGUGGAUUUGCGAUCGCUUCCUGAUACUUGCGAGCUCUCAAUGUCCGCUGGCGACUUUUCGGCCAUUUAUACCGAGCCAGAUUCAUGGGACGCCGUUGUAACAUGCUUUUUCGUCGACACCGCCAAGAACAUUCUGGACUAUGUUGAGACAAUCAUGAACGUGCUUCAACCUGGAGGCAUUUGGAUUAAUCUGGGUCCACUGUUGUACCACUUCUCUGACACCCCCGGCGAAACAUCGGUCGAGUUGAGCUUUGAGGAGUUGCGGCAUGUGAUUCUUUCGUAUGGUUUCUCGAUUGAGCAAGAGCGUUACCCAAUUUCCACGCCCUAUAUUGAUUCCACGGAAGCCAUGAUGCACACACAGUACGAGUCGGUAUUUUUCGUUGCCCGGAAGCCGCUUCAACCGGCUGCUCCCAUCCGAUAAUCAAAGAAAGGGUUGGUGAUGCUGCCUGUAGAGUGACUGGAAGUUGUCAACCACGAAAAUCAUUCGAUUUGCGCGUGAGCGGCCUGCCAAAAAAUAAAGCUUGUAUUUUUUUUUGUGGGAAUUUUU